CUUUGUUUUGUUGUUGAAGGAACAAAGCUUUACGUCGCUAAAAAUAUUCUUUCACUUGCAUCACCAGUUUUUGAUGCAAUGUUCCAAUCUGACUUCAAAGAAAAGUCAAGUGACGAGCUAGAAUUGCCUGGGAAGAAACUAAGGGACGUCUUAGAAUUCCUUCGAUGUAUUUACCCCAACACAUACACCCAAAUUGAUCUCGACAACGCUAGGGUCAUUCUUCCUUUGUUAGAAGAGUACCAGGUCCUACAGCUAAAACCAAGAUGUGAAGUAGUUAUACUUGAGACUGUCACAGAAGAAACAUCGACGGAUGAUUUGUUACAGUUGUUGAAGGAAGCAUGUUUGUAUGAUCUUAAAGCUCUGCGUGCUAGAUGCAUAUUUCUUAUAUCAUCUAGACCAUGUGAUGCAUUGGACGAAAACUACUGUAAGUCGUUCCCUUCGGCAAGUGCAUUAAAUGAGAUUUUUGUACAUGUUAAUACAUCAAUGAAGAGAAAGUUAGCAGAGCUAGAAGAAGACACCAAGGAAAAUGAACUCUUAAAGCAGUACAUAUCUUCAGAAAUAAGGACUAACAAAAAUUUCAGAUGUGAUCCUAAAAAACAUUGGGAACAGAAGACUGUAGUUUUGACAGAUCAAGGUCUUGGUGAUAACUGUGAAAAUGAAGGAAUUGAACUGAAUAUGUGGGGUGUGCCCCUUAAGGUUAAGACAAGUGAAUCCUUUGGUGCUCAAGUUCAUGGCAUGGCUCUUUUUGUUGAUGUAAAGAAUGUUGGUCCAAAUAAGAUCACCUGUGAUGUAAAUCUGCACAGUAUACUAGUAAACAGACAACCAAAUGGAAACAAUCUUGUUAAAUUAAAGAAGGAGUUAUAACAGGGGAUAGGCAAACUGUAUCAUUUGAAAUUGAAUGAAUGAAGUUGAGAAUGGUUUCCUAGUAAACAAAAAGUUUGGCAUUAUUGCACAGCUGUUUAUGUAAAAACCAAACUUAGACAGUAAACAGUAAUCUAUACUUUAUGUUGUGUAUGUUUCUUUUAUAAGUACAGUCAGGAUUGACACGUGAAAAAAAAGAGCAAGACAGCUUUUUUAUAUUCAUAAAAUCUGUAGACAGAUUGUAUAUUUUUAUUGUUUAUCUUGUGUUAUUGUUAAGAUUUAGAAAACCCUGUCAGUUAUGCAAGAAUAUAAAUAUCUUGUUUACAGCUACCAGCACAGAACAGAAUAUCUAGGCUGGGUUAUCACAGUUAAACAAGGCUUUGCCGAGUUUCUUUUGAACAGUUAGUUACCUGAGAGGAAUUAAGAGUGAUUUUGGUGAACCUAAUUUAUGAAGUAACCAGUGCAAGUGAUUUUUAGUCAACCUUAUAUUAAAUAAUAUGAUUAAAUGGGUAUAAGGACUCUUACCUGCUAUAUUUUGUUGAUGCAAAUAUGUCAUUAAUGAAUAUGAAAUGUACUAGUAUUAAGAUGAAUUGCUAACUGUUUGAUAAAUUAAAUUAGAAAAAAUACAAGCCUUAAUAAAAGACAUUGCAUCAUUUUUAUUGUAAAUUCUGACAGUAACAACUUAAUUUUAUGACUUCAGAAACAAAUCAUUCUUUUAUAACUGACUACACUGAAUACAUGUACAUAGAAAGUUUUCGUUUUCUAUUCAGCUGAUUUUAAGUUAAUACUUGUAAAUAUAUCAAUAAAGUAGAAAAUUGUUUUUAUUUACUAUUCUGCAAAUCAUGAUGUAUUCUUUUUUGUGUUCUCUUAUUUUCAUAAACAAUGUAAAAUAAUGUUAUUUUGUUUAUAUGUUUUAUAAUUAUACAUGUGAUUAUAAAUUAUGUUCUUUUACAGGUUUUAUUCUGUGAAUGUCAAAAUGGUUUCCAACCAAUUACUCUACAACCCAUAGGCCCUCUGCCCACAAACGUCACAGGUUUAUUGGUCUAGGCCAGUAGAUGAGGGAGUAUUAUGAUCCUAUUUCAUGUCCUUUAGCUUAUUACAUUAUUUUAUGUAGAUGCUAGGUGUAUUAUUUUAAUAAUCUGGGGAGUCAGUGGUCAAGUGGUUUUCUCAUCACCUCUGUGGGUUGGUAUCCCUGUCAAGGACAUGUGAAAAGCUAACCGGCAUGUUCUACUCAGGUGCCCAUUCGUACCUGAAAUAAUUCAUGGAGGGGAACCUGAGGUCUUUCGUCACCAGUAAAGCUGAAAAUUCAGCAUAUGACCUAUACUGUGUUGUUGUUGUUAAGCCCAACAAAAAAUAAAUUAAAUUAAAAAAAACUAUAAUUUGCCAACUGGAUAGCGCCAGGGUACUUCCAAAGUUUACAAGAGCCAUAUUACAUGUAACAAACUUUCAGAAAAAUAGAGAAAAUAAGAAUCCCUAAAGAAAGCUCAACACGGCAUAAUUGAAAAUGUUGCAGGCUCGGUUUGAUUAAAUCUGAUGAAGGUGAGUAACUCUAAAACGUAGUAAGGCGCAGUUAUUGUACUUGCACACUGUAGUUCUGCCCAAUGUGCUCUGUCAGUGAAUGAAGUUUGAAGGAAAUUUUAGUAAAAUUGGGACAGACGCACAGACUGUCACCAUUUCUAAUGUAUCCCUUUUUCCUUUAGCGAGGGUAUAAAUGAAUUAGAGUUAAAAAUGG
Molecule: messenger RNA, 2593 nt
Organism: Ruditapes philippinarum (Manila clam)
Lineage: Eukaryota; Metazoa; Mollusca; Bivalvia; Venerida; Veneridae
Exons: 1
Coding region: 79-864 (261 amino acids)
Molecular function (GO): protein binding
Source: RefSeq, a predicted model, not a curated record